Molecule: messenger RNA, 2678 nt
Organism: Python bivittatus (Burmese python)
Lineage: Eukaryota; Metazoa; Chordata; Lepidosauria; Squamata; Pythonidae
Gene: FN3K
Product: fructosamine 3 kinase
Biological process (GO): fructosamine metabolic process
Source: RefSeq, a predicted model, not a curated record
CACAGCGAUCUCCAGACCUCCGGCGCUCGCUGACCGCGCUCCUCCCUCCUCCCUCCCCUCGGCCGCCCGCAAAGCCGCAGUACAGUAUUUGAUUUCUUGCGUUUCAGUUUACGUUUGGCCGCAAAGAGAUGAGUGACAGAGCCCUAGUACAAAUAUGCCGUGGUGGCUGAAGGCGAGGGAUCCUAAAGGGACAGGCGGCAUUUAACAGCCAUGGAAAACCUGUUGAAAUCUGAACUGAAAACCAGCGUUUUGAAGCUCUUGGCUUGCUCGAGAGGAGGGUACAUAUGCCAAGGACAAGCCUAUGAGACCGACAGAGGACGAGUGUUUGUUAAAAGCAGCACCAAGCCCCAGGCUAGGACUAUGUUUGAGGGUGAAAUGGCAAGUUUAACAGCAAUUCAGCAAACCAACAGUAUACGGGUUCCUCAGCCAAUUAAAGUGAUGGAUCUUCCUGGAGGUGGAGCAGCAUUUGCUAUGGAGUAUCUAAAAAUGAAAAGCCUCAACAAAUACUCAGCAAAACUUGGAGAACAAAUAGCAGAUCUUCAUCUUUACAAUAAAAAAAAUGGAGAAAAACUAAGGAAAGAAGAACAAACAAUUGGUGUAGGCCAGACAGAACCUUACUAUGUGGAUAAAUUUGGAUUUUAUGUAGUUACCUGCUGUGGCUAUAUAACUCAGGUCAAUGACUGGCAAAAUGACUGGCCUACUUUUUUUAUUCGACACCGCCUCCAAGCCCAAAUGGAUUUAAUUGAAAGAGAUUAUGGAGACAGAGAAGCAAGACAGUUGUGGGAACAGCUAAAGCCAAAGAUUCCAGAGAUGUUUUGUGACCUGGAAAUCAUUCCUGCACUCAUUCAUGGGGACCUGUGGUCAGGAAAUGUAGCUGAAGACGACUCUGGACCAAUUGUCUUUGACCCAACUUGUUUCUAUGGCCAUUCAGAAUUUGAACUUGCAAGUGCUAUAAUGUUUGGUGGAUUUAGUAGCUCUUUCUUCUCUGCUUAUCACAGCAAAAUCCCUAAGGCUCCAGGCUUUGAAAAACGCAAUAGCCUUUAUAAGUUAUUUAACUACAUAAACCACUGGAACCAUUUUGGUACAGAAUUUCGGGGACCUUCUCUUAAUGUAAUGCAAAGACUUUUAAAAUAAGUGUUAUGCGCAGUCAUUUUAGUAAGUGAUUCUUGGUUUGGUACCUGUUGCUUCAAAUAUGAUGCAUCAGAAUAGUUACCUAGAAGAUAGAAAGAGUUAAAUUGUUGUCGUAUACAUCUGCUUCCUCACAAAUUCUUGCAGUGGGCUUAUAAUAAUUGCAUGCUAUAAUUAUCAAUUGGUAUAAAGAUAAUUAUUUCAAAAACAGCUCAUCCUCAUGUCCCCUUAAAUAAACAUGCCCCAGUAACAGUUUUGUGACAGAUCUUCAUGAUAUUGCCUUCAUUGUAUCCCCAGCCUACAUCUGAGGCAGCUUAAAGUUGUCUCCAGCUGUUCUAGUUUUAAAGUAAUGUUUUCCCUCUUCUCCCAACCCAGCUUUUGCCACAAAUAUAUUGCAUGCUUCAUUAGUUGAGGUGGUUGCUGUGGGCAUUUCCCUCCCACCAGUCACUGUACUCUGCUCUCCGUGAUCAUUUGGGCUUUCACUGCAGGAGAGACCAGACAUCUGGGUUCUGCAGAAGCAUCUCCAUUAGUCUGACUGACACUUUUCAAACUGUUUUUUGGGUCUAAUGCAGGAUCCUUACAAACACGGGUUUAGUGCUCUCUUGAGGGAGUGGCAGUCCUGUGUCAAUUUAAGGUCAGUUUAAAUGAGGAAACAGAGCCAGGUUCUCUUAGUUAUGCUUUGCUUGUUCUGUCACCAGGGAAUGUCUUACAGGUUUUCUGCUGUUCUGCUAACAAGGGGUUUCACAUGGCUGAUUCUUACUGUUUUUAUUACUUUGGGGGGGAAGUUCCCAGUUUUCAUACUCCAUUCUGGCUUCAUGGCAACCCACAAGCCACUUCUGCUGAACUGAACUGGACUCACUGCUAGCACUCUCUUUGCCUAGCAGCAUUAGUCAAGGAUGAAUCUUGUUCAUACUUGAUCCUUCUCUCCCAUUUCACCUGACACCCCUCUCCCAUGCCUGGGAUCUGUUAGUUCAGCAACUAGACUGGUGGCUAAAUAUGCUAUUCUAACCCAUCUAUAGUCAUCUCACCCCAUAAGGGAAGAUUGGUAUUUAUCUGCUGGCAGGCAGUGCUCAGUGGGAUUGGGAGAAUUCACUAGACACUUUCCUUAACUUGUCCCCAUUAAAAGAGUAAGGGCAGCACCAGUUGCUGGCUUCAUUACUGUGCCAGAAUAGGGUUCAGUAAUUGGGGCAUACUUUUCUGCUGGUUCAAGGACUGAUGGAUAGCAUUUUAAGACAGCCAUCUAUUUCUGCCUUGAGUUAAAGAGAGAACCUUGCUGGCUAAGAAUUCAGGGUAUUACAAUCUACACAUAUCCAGAAUGUACCAGAUUGGAAAUGACUAUAUUAUGCUACAUCUGCACUGACUAUGCUAUUCCUUUCAGGCAACUUUGUUAUUGCUUACCUUGUGCCAACAUGUCAAAAACUGUAUUGGCUGCUGGGACAUAUGGAUAGUCAAGUGGAAAAGACUUGUGGAAGAUGUACAUGGUAACUGCAGCGAGAUUACUAUAUGCAUAAAGGUGGAAUGGUUGAAGAUGACAGAACUUGCAUAAAUGG